This is a messenger RNA of Dermochelys coriacea (leatherback sea turtle), 2457 nucleotides long. It is a transcript of the gene FBXL14, whose product is annotated as F-box and leucine rich repeat protein 14. Gene Ontology annotation, biological process: SCF-dependent proteasomal ubiquitin-dependent protein catabolic process. The record is from RefSeq and is a predicted model, not a curated record. Gene Ontology annotation, molecular function: protein binding. Lineage: Eukaryota; Metazoa; Chordata; Testudines; Dermochelyidae. Gene Ontology annotation, cellular component: SCF ubiquitin ligase complex.
CCGCGAGCGCAGAGAAUGGGCCGCGCUGUUUCCAGGGCGACGGCUCGGAGUGUUCCGGAUCGUACCAUUGCGCGGGGGGGAGGAAGGCUUCAGCCGUCGCCAGACCCAGCCCAGCGCCGCCUCCUUCUCUUCCCCCCCCUCCCCUCCCCUCCCCCCCGGCCGGAGCGCGGCGCCUGGGCCCAGCGGCGAGCGCAGCGCGGAGGAGCGAAGCAGGCGGAUCCCGUCGGCGGCAGCGCGGAGCCUGGGCCCAGAGCGGCGGGGUCGGUAGCGGCGGCGCGGCCCCUUCUCCCCCCCGCGCGGGGCAGCGGGCUGCGGGCGGCCCCGGGCUGCGAAGGCGGCUCGGAGACAAAGGAGGCGGCGGGGCUCGGAGCCGGCACCAGGGACCGAGAGGAGCCUCCGGGGGCCCCCGCCCGGGGCAGGCGGCACAAUGCGGCACGGGGCGGCCCGCCCGCACCGGCUGCAGCAGCGCGGGGGCCGCAGCGAGGCCCGUCCGGGGCGGGGAUAGAGGCGGCGGCCGGAGCCCCAGAGCCGGGCCGGGCCCCUUCCGCGAGCAGCCUCCCCCCGGCCUGUCACACGGGGCGGCGAUGUGAGGGCCCCGGAGCCGGCAGCACCCACAGCCGAGCAGCGGGGACCCAGCGGAAGCGGCGGCCGGCCGGGCCCGGAGGAGCCGAGCAGCGGGGAUCCGGCGGGCGCGGCGGCCGGCCGGGCCCGGAGGAGCCGAGCAGCGGUGAUCCGGCGGGCGCGGCGGCCGGGCCUGGGUGUGCGAUGGAGACGCACAUCUCCUGCCUGUUCCCGGAGCUGCUGGCCAUGAUCUUCGGGUACCUGGAGGUGCGGGACAAGGGCCGCGCGGCGCAGGUGUGCACGGCCUGGCGGGACGCCGCCUACCACCGCUCCGUCUGGCGGGGCGUGGAGGCCAAGCUGCACCUGCGCCGCGCCAACCCCUCGCUCUUCCCCAGCCUGGCGGCGCGGGGCAUCCGGCGGGUGCAGAUCCUGUCUCUGCGGCGCAGCCUGAGCUACGUGAUCCAGGGCAUGGCGGAGAUCGAGAGCCUCAACCUCAGCGGCUGCUACAACCUCACCGACAACGGGCUGGGCCAUGCCUUCGUGGCGGAGAUCGGCUCGCUGCGGGCGCUCAACCUGAGCCUGUGCAAGCAGAUCACCGACAGCAGCCUGGGCCGCAUCGCCCAGUACCUCAAGGGCCUCGAGGUGCUGGAGCUGGGCGGCUGCAGCAACAUCACCAACACCGGCCUCCUCCUCAUCGCCUGGGGUUUGCAGCGCCUCAAGAGCCUCAACCUGCGCUCCUGCCGCCACCUCUCUGACGUGGGCAUUGGGCACCUGGCGGGCAUGACCCGCAGUGCAGCUGAGGGCUGUCUGGGCCUGGAGCAGCUCACGCUGCAGGACUGCCAGAAGCUCAGCGACCUCUCCCUAAAGCACCUGGCCCGAGGGCUGGGACGCCUCCGCCAGCUCAACCUCAGCUUUUGUGGGGGCAUUUCAGAUGCGGGGCUGCUCCACCUGUCCCACAUGAGCAGCCUGCGCAGCCUCAAUCUGCGCUCGUGUGACAACAUCAGCGACACAGGCAUCAUGCAUCUGGCCAUGGGCAGCCUGCGCCUUUCGGGCCUCGAUGUUUCCUUCUGUGACAAGGUGGGGGACCAGAGCCUAGCCUAUAUCGCACAGGGCCUGGAUGGGCUGCGUUCCCUCUCCCUCUGCUCCUGCCACAUCAGCGAUGAGGGCAUCAACCGUAUGGUGCGCCAGAUGCACGGGCUCCGCACGCUCAACAUUGGCCAGUGUGUCCGUAUCACUGACAAGGGCCUGGAGCUCAUUGCAGAGCACCUCAGCCAGCUCACAGGCAUUGAUCUCUAUGGCUGCACCCGCAUCACUAAGCGGGGCUUGGAGCGCAUCACCCAGCUGCCCUGUCUCAAGGUGCUCAACCUGGGACUUUGGCAAAUGACUGAGAGUGAGAAGGUGAGGUGAGAGGAGGGGGCACCUGGAGACCUCCAUCCUCUCUGGAGGGACUCGCUGACUGACUGCUGCAAUGGAGGAGGAGGGUGGGGUACACACAGACCCAUGCUACCUGCCCACUCCAGCACUGGAAGGAGGCAGGGAUAGAGAGAGUCCACCCCAUCCCUUCCAUGCCACCUACCCACCUCUGCACUGGCUGGGGCAGGAGAGGGAAGAGAGAGAACCCUCAUUUCUUCCAUGCCAUCCCCAGCCCUCCAUUGGGAAUACAGUACCCCUUUCCUCAUCCUUCUCUGCAUUGGGGAUAGAGGCCUGCAAUUUUAUGCACUGGGGCUGGAGAUACCCCUCCCCACUCCAGUUCUGAUUCUAACCCCUCAUGCACUAGGGAUUGAUGAAGAAAGUCCCCUAUUCUUAUUCACCUCCAGUCCUGCUCAGUUUUGGGAAUAGGGACCUUCUGUAAUGGGGGUGGGAAUGGAAAUGGGAACAGCCCCCCCCCCCCCCAAA